This is a messenger RNA of Dunckerocampus dactyliophorus (ringed pipefish), 1006 nucleotides long. It is a transcript of the gene crybb1, whose product is annotated as crystallin, beta B1. Gene Ontology annotation, molecular function: structural constituent of eye lens. The transcript has 6 exons. Bases 190 to 885 code for a protein of 231 amino acids. NCBI's taxonomy places the organism in Eukaryota, Metazoa, Chordata, Actinopteri, Syngnathiformes, Syngnathidae. Gene Ontology annotation, biological process: visual perception; lens development in camera-type eye. The record is from RefSeq and is a predicted model, not a curated record.
CCGCUCGGCAUUGGCCCGGCCCGACUCUGAUGACGAGGCUUUUUCUUUUGUGCCGGGAGCCUCGGCGCUCGACCUUUGCCAGACUAUAAAAGCUGGCCUGGAGCGAGGGGGGAGACCAGCUUGAGCCAGCCUGCCUCACGCGACACCGCAGGACAGACCCGACCCAGACUCUCCUGAAGCCCCCCCGCCAUGUCUCAGACCGCCAAGUCUGCCUCCAGCCAGGGCGCUGACCCCAAAGACAAGGGAAUCCCCGCCCCCGCCGCCUCCAGCAAGGCCACCAAGACGGGCGAGCCCGGCUUGGGAUCCUUCAGAAUCAUGCUGUUCGACCAGGAGAACUUCCAGGGCAGGAUGUUGGAGCUCCAGGGCGAGUGCGUGAACGUGUGCGAGCGAGGAUUGGACCGAGUCAGGAGUCUCAUCGUGGACAGUGGCCCCUUUGUUGCUUUUGAGCAGACCAACCUCCGUGGGGAGAUGUUCAUCCUGGAGAAGGGGGAGUAUCCUCGCUGGGACACCUGGAGCAACUCCUACCGCAGUGACUGCCUCGUGUCCCUCAGGCCCAUCCGCAUGGACAGCUUGGAGCACAAGAUCUGCCUACACGAGCUGUCUGACUUCAAGGGCAACAAGAUGGAGAUCCAGGAGGACGACGUUCCCACCCUGUGGGCGCACGGCUUCUGUGACCGAGUGGGCAGCGUGAGGGUGCCAGGAGGAGCGUGGGUGGGCUACCAGUACCCGGGCUACAGAGGCUACCAGUACCUGUUUGAGUGCGGCGACUUCCGGCACUACAACGACUUCUCGGCCAUGCAGCCUCAGAUCCAGUCCGUGCGUCGCAUCAGAGACAUGCAGUUCCACCAGAGAGGAUGCUUCACCUUCACCUCCGCCAGCAAGUGAGCGACACCUGCUGGCCACGCGGUGCAACUUUUUACUCCUCCACUGACUCCUUUCUCCCCCAUUCGGGAGAGAUUCCUGACUUUUUAUGGUGCUAACUAAUAAAACACAUUGUGGAAAACAA